AUGCGAUUUCUAAUUAUUCAACAGAAAAAAAAUACAAUUAUUACUAAAACGAGCAUUGAGAUAAAUAAAAUAGACCAAAGUAACUUUGAUGCAAUAGAAAGAGAAAACGAAAUCUCCACAAAAACAUUAAAACCAGAUGAUCUUAUUACUUCGCAAGACUUUAGUAUUGUAGACGAAGCUCUUCCACGUCAAGAUCUAAAAGCCGGUCUUAAAGAUUUUGUACACAUACCACCCAUACACAUACAUAUCAGGAACAGAAUAUCGAAAGAUUCUAGAAGAAAAGGCUAA
Messenger RNA from Parnassius apollo (apollo), 288 nucleotides. The record is from the annotation of a GenBank genome assembly. Lineage: Eukaryota; Metazoa; Arthropoda; Insecta; Lepidoptera; Papilionidae.